GUUUGAAUCGUUGCAUUAUUCUUUCUAUCAAGUCUUAGUUUUGCUGCCUCUGUGUGUGUGUGUGUGUUUUUUUUUUUCUGUUUUGGCCCUGUAAUCUAUUUUUCUGUAUUCUGCAGUUUUGUAUGGAGAAAGUUCUUUUUCGUGGAAUGUUAUAUAUUCGAAACUCAUUUUUUUAAAUCCUUUUUCUAGUGUUUGAUUAGGUAUAAAGUAGGUUGACAUACGAGAAUCCUACUAGUUGUAGAACAGGGAUUGAGGAUAGUAUUUUCGUGAAAUUUUUUAGCAGUAAAGGUUGGCAGUUAUGUAUAGAUAUUGAUGAAGUAACUGAUAGAGGAAAACAAUUCGGUAACCUAAUCUAUGUAGCCCGGUGCACAAAGCAUUCUGCAUUCACGUAGGGUCCGGGGAAGGGCCGCAACCCAAGGGGUGUGAUGUAGACAUCCUACCCUAGCACAAGCAUUAGUGGCUGCUUCCACGGCUCGAACCCUUGACCUAUAGGUCAUACGAAGACAACUUUAUCGUUGCUCCAAGGAGAAAUAUAGUAGGGACAAAAGUCGAAGUAAGCUUACAUAAACUUUUUAGGGGGGGAGGAAAAGCCGGUAUUCUUUCUUCUGCAGCAACUUUAAUGGAAAUCAACGCUUACCAAACUCGCGCUGAGCUUCUUCUUCGAAGCUACAUGCUUUCAGAUUCUUUCAUUGUCUACUCUUCUGUUAUUGGUGGCAUUUUCGCAUGCAAAAUGGUAUAUGAUCUUAGCCAUAUAUUCACCUCUAUUUACUUUAAGGGCUAUGCUGGCCUCUCAAAACCCCAACAAGUUGAGUGGAAUAACCGGUCCAUAUCUACGGUCCAUGCUAUUUUCAUUACAGCCAUGUCACUGUAUUUGGCAUUCUGGUCAGAUCUUUUCUUUGAUGAUCAGCUCUCUGGCCUUGUCACUAUACGGAGUUCCACUUUAUCAACCGGCGUAUUGGGGGUUUCUUUGGGAUAUUUUCUUUCUGAUCUCGCGAUGAUCUUUUGGUAUUAUCCUUCUUUAGGUGGACUGGAGUAUGUUGUUCAUCACCUUCUUUCUAUGUUAGCAGUAACAUAUGCAAUAUUGACGGGUGAGGGGCAGCUUUAUGUGUACAUGGUUUUAGUUUCUGAGGCAACUACACCUGGGAUCAACUUAAGAUGGUAUCUUGAUGCAGCUGGAUUGAAAAAGUCUAAAGCAUACCUCCUAAAUGGUUUCAUGAUGGUGUUUGCUUGGCUGGUUGCCAGAAUAUUGUUAUUCAUUUACUUGUUCUACCACGUCUACCUCCACUACGAUCAGGUCAAGCAGAUGCAUUCAUUUGGGAUUUUACUGAUAUCUGUCGUGCCAUCGGUUAUUGGUGUGAUGAACUUGCUUUGGUUUUGGAAGAUUGUGAAAGGACUUAUGAAGACUUUAGCAAAGAGGCAGUGAAGUUUGGACCAAUUUCCAUGAUAAUACAUCAAAUGCCUUUUUCAAAAACAUGUACAUUUCAACCUGGAAAUUUCAACCCUGGGAAAAAGUAGUUUAGCAAAUUCUGGGGUUUACAUGAGGAAAAAAUAUUACUCAACUGGUUUCUUUCUGUACAUAACAAUUGGAUACAGCAAGGCUUGACUUGCUGUUCCAUCGAUAAAAGGUCAACAAAAAAUAUUUAAUUUUGUCUUUCUA
This is a messenger RNA of Nicotiana attenuata, 1657 nucleotides long. Its product is annotated as transmembrane protein 56-like. The coding region runs from base 620 to 1423 and encodes 267 amino acids. The transcript is spliced from 9 exons. Gene Ontology annotation, cellular component: membrane; endoplasmic reticulum. The record is from RefSeq and is a predicted model, not a curated record. NCBI's taxonomy places the organism in Eukaryota, Viridiplantae, Streptophyta, Magnoliopsida, Solanales, Solanaceae. Gene Ontology annotation, biological process: lipid homeostasis.